UAUAACCUAGAAGUAGAAGACACGCUAGUGCAGUGAAUAAGCAUUUUAGAUCAUUCGUCGUAGUUUUAAGACGUCACUAUAUACCUAAAGGUUUACUUCCAAAGAAAAGUAUUUUUGACUGUACGGCGUACACAAACCGAAAAGUUUACUUUAUGCGACAGAAACAAUGAUGAAGAUCUUUCUGGAGGGCGUGGAAAAGUUUGUUGUUAUCACGUGAUAGACCUCUAAUGUUUGAUAAACUAUUUCUUUCUUAAGCUCCAGUUCUUUGGUUUCGACGUUCAAAGGAUAUUCACAAAUAAUGCCUCAACCUAAAUACAGAAAGAUUGCUGUAUUAGGGUAUCGUUCUGUUGGAAAAUCCUCCCUCACGAUACAGUUUGUAGAAGGACAAUUUGUAGAUUCCUAUGACCCUACUAUUGAAAACACUUUUAAUAAAAUGGUGUCUGUGAAUGGCCAGGAUUUCAAUCUCCAGUUGGUUGACACAGCUGGACAGGAUGAGUAUUCCAUUUUCCCCCAGUCUCAUUCUAUGGAUAUUCAUGGUUACGUUCUGGUGUAUUCUGUCACUUCAAUGAAAAGUUUUGAAGUUGUGCAGGUUCUACAUGACAAGCUUCUUGAUAUGGUUGGAAAGAUACAGGUACCUACUGUUCUAGUUGGAAACAAAAAAGACCUUCACAUGGAAAGAGUGAUUAAACCAGAAGAGGGCAAGAAGCUUGCUGAUUCUUGGGGUGCCGCUUUUAUGGAGUCAUCUGCUAAGGAAAAUCAGACAGCUGUAGAGGUUUUCAAGAGGAUUAUUCUGGAAAUGGAAAAAGUUGAUGGAAAUGCCCCAUCAGAGGAGAAGAAGUGUGCUGUGAUGUAAGGCAUGCAGUAAACUCACAUGCUGAAGUUAAGAGACACAUCACCAUGCCAUUAAUUAUAAUGGAGCAGUUCAGUAACAGGUCCUCUCCUGAUGAAUUAUUUCCAAAUGCAGUCAAGAUUUUAAGCAAAUCAGUACUGUUCAAAACCAAUGUCAACAAACUUUCUUUCAAUAUUUAGUAUUGGGAAUUCAAUAUUAAUGCUAUAUGAGGCUAAAAUUACUGUAAAAGUACUGUAAAAAUUACUGUUUAUUUAAAAUCUCCCAUCUCUUUUACUUUAAGCUUUGUUGACUGACAUUUAAUGUUUAAUCUGACAGGUACUAACCUGUCUGCAAUCUACGGUCUCAGAUUAUCUCAGCAGUGCACAGUUGCUCUUAUUUGAAAUUUGUUUUUCUUUUUUUGCUCUCCCUCUGACAACUAUUUACUAAUUUUACUUAUCUUGAGUAAUCAGCAGAAUUAAAAUGUGUAUCAGUAGUCCAUUUAAAUUUAGUUUUUACAGAGACUGUCAUUGAGACUGCACAUAUUAACAACUCAGUGCUGUGCUCCUCCUUUCCUCUUCCUAGUGGAGUAUGUGAACAGUGUGGGUGUGUAUAUAUAAGAUGAUGUAAACAACAUCCUAAAAGAUCCACUGUUCACACUGUUGGUUUUAUACACAAUCAAGUGACUACAAGAACUGUAUUCUUUCUAAACCUUCAGUAUAAAGUAAAUAUGAGAUCUUUAAAACUUUGUUAGAAUUCUAUUUGUGAGAUUUAGCUUCUUUUUUUUUUUCAUUUGUUGGAAGUGUUUUGCUUUUGAUUCAGCUUGGUUACCUGUAACGAUGCCCUACACCCAUUUUAGUCAUGCCACUGUCAGCAUACACUAUCUUUACGUGGCAUAUAAAAGUGUGUGUGAGAAAAAUACACCGUUUUAGUAUGUUGCUGAACUUCAUACAGACCAUUUGCCGUUUGUGAGGGCAUAGUCUAAUAUUUACAUAGUUACCAAGGACCAGUCAAUUUAUGAUCAACAGUUUCCCCCUGUGGAGUCGUAUAAACGUAAUCUUCAUUUAAAAGCAGGGUCACAAACAAUACCUCUGUAGAGCCGUUACGACUGAUAAUACACCGGCUACCAAAAAAAUUUUUUUCCAAUGCAGUUGUAGUAUCCUCCCUGCUUCCUAUUUAGUAACCCCUUAGUGAUAUUAAA
Molecule: messenger RNA, 2027 nt
Organism: Sinocyclocheilus rhinocerous
Lineage: Eukaryota; Metazoa; Chordata; Actinopteri; Cypriniformes; Cyprinidae
Product: GTP-binding protein Rheb-like
Exons: 8
Coding region: 299-853 (184 amino acids)
Biological process (GO): signal transduction
Cellular component (GO): membrane
Molecular function (GO): GTPase activity; GTP binding
Source: RefSeq, a predicted model, not a curated record